Molecule: messenger RNA, 1412 nt
Organism: Thalassophryne amazonica
Lineage: Eukaryota; Metazoa; Chordata; Actinopteri; Batrachoidiformes; Batrachoididae
Gene: timm10
Product: translocase of inner mitochondrial membrane 10 homolog (yeast)
Exons: 2
Coding region: 109-375 (88 amino acids)
Biological process (GO): protein insertion into mitochondrial inner membrane
Cellular component (GO): mitochondrial inner membrane
Source: RefSeq, a predicted model, not a curated record
AAGAGUACCACAUGUGUUUUGCAGCUAAGCUGAAGGUUAAAGCAGCGGGCAGAAUCCGCCGAAAUAAAGUUUCACCGUGACGGAGAGUUCGUGCCCUGAAGCUCGCACAUGGACCCAGUGAAGGCACAGCAGCUGGCGGCCGAGCUGGAAGUGGAAAUGAUGGCUGACAUGUACAACCGAAUGACCAACGCUUGCCACAAGAAAUGUGUCCCGCCACACUACAAAGAGGCGGAGCUUACAAAGGGUGAGUGUGUGUGCUUGGACCGCUGUGUGGCCAAAUACCUCGACCUUCACGAGAAGCUAGGACGCAAGCUGACGGAGCUGUCUGUGCAGGACGAGGAGACCAUGAGGAAGGCCGCGCUCGGGAGCGGGUAGGGACCGCCAUCAAGUGGAGGAUUGUGGGGGAUUUAACACAUUUUGGGGUUAACGCAUCUGGUUUCUUUAUAUGAGAGACAAAAACAUGAAAAGAGUGAUUUAAAAAUGUUGAUGAUGGGCCACGAAGAGAACCCGCCGCCUCUACUGUGCCGGACGACCGGACGAAUCAACGUCGUCUGCAUGUUUGGAUUCAUGACGAUGCCGAGAAUCUACCUCCGGCUGUCGGCCAGCCUCUCUGCAGCUGUGAAGUGACUGCUCCUGUCACAGUGACCUGACCCUGUUCGGCCGGAGUCAUCUGACGUUUGACUGCGCAGAGAGCCGGCGUGGAGUGUGUCAAACUGACUGUUUUUGUUUUAGUACCUGAAGUCUUUGCGAUUACUGGCAACUUUGAAAUCUGUAUUUGGAGCUCAUGAAGCUUUUGGGUAUGUGUAAAUGAUAUAUAUAAUCCUGGUGAUAUAUAUAUAUUUAUAUAUAUAUAUCACCAGGAUUUUUUUUUUUUUCUUCACAGCAUAGUGGGGAACAUAGCAGGGCAUAACCGCACAACGAGUGUUGCAGGUGUGAGUAUUGUAGGAGGGUCUGCGCCCCCCCAGUACAAUUUGAAAUUUAGAAUCCUUUCCUUCCACUUUGUGUUGCAAACUGGGGUGUUAAAUGAUGUGCGAUAGGUCCUUUAAAAAUGGGGGAAAAAAAAAUACAAACAGAAAAGCCCCCCCCAUGCUGGUUAAAUCACAGUGUAGGGGCCCCCUAUGCUUGAGAACCCUGUGUGUGUGUGUGUGUGUGUGUGUGUGUGUGUGUGUGUGUGUGUGUGUGUGUGUGUGUGUGUGUGUGUGUGUGUGUGUGUGUACGUACACACAUAUAUAUAAUGUACACACACACAAUAGAGGUGCUGGAAAAAUUUGACUGUACCGGCACUAAUGGUAAAUCUCACCCAGGUGGAGAUAUCGCUCCAUUUCAAAAACAAGAACCACGGGUUUCCAGAGUACAGCGUAAGAACGGUCGCGGCUUCAUUCUGCCUUAACUUGGUGAACCGCACUGCUAAA